Molecule: messenger RNA, 222 nt
Organism: Penicillium cinerascens
Lineage: Eukaryota; Fungi; Ascomycota; Eurotiomycetes; Eurotiales; Aspergillaceae
Exons: 2
Coding region: 1-222 (73 amino acids)
Source: RefSeq, a predicted model, not a curated record
AUGGCUUUGAAUCCGGACGGGAAACCCAUCUCCGCCAAAGACAACGGCAGGCGCCCGAGAACUUGGUGGAAAAACGAGAUCGAAAGGGUAAUGCUAGAAGAGGAACAAAGCUUUGCAGAAGAAGCUAAACGACUGCGACAAUUUGGCCUUGUUGACGGUCAGUCACAGGCAGUUCCUUCCUCUUCUAAUGCCGCGAAAGAAACGUUUCCUGAUUGGAAAUAG